CUUCACUGAUGUGCGCUGCGCCAGCCUGGAGCUAGGUGCGCGAGUGGGGAGAGCAGCGGCUCCUGACACGUACGCUUGGGCUUUUCUCAAGUGGGCGGGCCCCGUGCUCAGAGGUGAAACUUUUCGGUUGGUGGGAGGCUGGCGCGUUCUAUCUAAGUGCGAGGAAUGCUGGGAGGGACUGGCGACGUCGGUGGCGGCAGUGACAGCGCGACAGCCGAGUUGUGCGGGCGCCCUUCCCCCACCCCGCGCCCCCACGUGACCGCCGCCAUCUUGUUCUGCGGGCGCGGAGAGAACGGGAGCGUGUACUGGACCUGUGCAGCGCCACAAAAUGACGGGCGUGGUGGUUGGUGGAGGACGAUACGGGCAUGCGUGAAGGCCGCCCCCAAGUGGCUGUCUCCCUGAUGGAGCACCGCCGAAUCCAGCCUUUUCGGCUUUUGUUUCUGUACUCGAGUUCACUGCCAUGUCUUCUGAAGAAGGGAAGCUUUUCGUGGGAGGGCUGAACUUCAACACCGAUGAGCAGGCUCUGGAAGACCACUUCAGAAGCUUCGGUCCUAUCUCUGAGGUGGUUGUUGUCAAGGACCGGGAGACUCAGCGAUCCCGGGGUUUUGGUUUCAUCACCUUCACCGAUCCAGAGCAUGCCUCAGAUGCCAUGAGAGCCAUGAAUGGAGAGUCUCUGGAUGGUCGCCAGAUCCGUGUGGAUCACGCGGGCAAGUCGGCCAGGGGAACUAGAGGGGGUGCCUUUGGGGCCCAUGGGCGUGGUCGCAGCUACUCUAGAGGUGGUGGGGACCAGGGCUAUGGGAGUGGCAGAUAUGACAGUCGACCUGGAGGAUAUGGAUAUGGAUAUGGAUAUGGAUAUGGAAGGUCCAGAGACUAUGGUGGCAGAAGCCAGGGUGGUUAUGACCGCUACUCAGGAGGAAAUUACAGAGACAAUUAUGACAACUGAGAUGAGGCAUGUGCACCUAAAGUAGAUACACAAGGAAUAAAACUUCUGAUCCAGGAUCAUCCUUCCAAAUGGCUGUAUUUAUAAAGAUUUUUGGAGCUGCACUGACACAUCUGUUCUAGUACAUCAAGUUCUAUUUUUUAACUGAGCUCCAGAGGUAGUUUGUUACAGAGACCUUUUAGAGAAAGCUCCAUGUGAUUUCCAAAAUUUUCUCCCAUUUAAAUACUAAUCCUGGGACAUUGCAGAUGCUGGGUAUUUUCCAGUUUUUCAGUUUGGGCUCUCAGGAUUACUGAUUGUGGCAAAAAAGUGUUUAGACUGCUUUAAAAACUGUGCAUUUAGGGACAUUUAAAAGCCUAUCUGCAAUGUUUAUCAAGAUUAGGAAGCAAUUUCCAAAUGCAAAUACAAGAAAUCAUUGAUAUGAUUAGAGGUGGGGUUUUUUUUUUAUUAUUAUUCAAGGUUACCACCCUGAGUAUACAGCAGUUUAUUAAAAAUAUUUGUGAAUGUAUUUUUUAGUACUGGAAGAAAAAAUAUUCUGUUGUCUCAUUUAGCAUUUUAGGAUGUUCUUCACGGAGCUGAUUAAAAAGUUGAAACAUGAAAAACUGA
Messenger RNA from Canis lupus familiaris (dog), 1543 nucleotides. It is a transcript of the gene RBM3, whose product is annotated as RNA binding motif protein 3. Bases 461 to 943 code for a protein of 160 amino acids. The transcript is spliced from 7 exons. NCBI's taxonomy places the organism in Eukaryota, Metazoa, Chordata, Mammalia, Carnivora, Canidae. Gene Ontology annotation, molecular function: ribosomal large subunit binding; RNA binding. The record is from RefSeq and is a predicted model, not a curated record. Gene Ontology annotation, biological process: positive regulation of mRNA splicing, via spliceosome; regulation of translation. Gene Ontology annotation, cellular component: spliceosomal complex.